Macrobrachium nipponense is the source of this 2461-nucleotide messenger RNA. RefSeq names its product phosphatidate cytidylyltransferase, mitochondrial-like. NCBI's taxonomy places the organism in Eukaryota, Metazoa, Arthropoda, Malacostraca, Decapoda, Palaemonidae. Gene Ontology annotation, cellular component: mitochondrion. The coding region runs from base 295 to 1164 and encodes 289 amino acids. Gene Ontology annotation, molecular function: phosphatidate cytidylyltransferase activity. The record is from RefSeq and is a predicted model, not a curated record. Gene Ontology annotation, biological process: cardiolipin biosynthetic process; CDP-diacylglycerol biosynthetic process. The transcript has 8 exons.
AGGCUAUGCGAAUGGCCUUAGACCAAUCUAGACUACUAACUACCUACCUAGGAAGCUAAUCUACCUAAGAUAAGCCGAAGAAAGGCAGUCUUGAUUUGCAUGCUGUAGACUAGUAUGGAUGCUUUAGGUUUUGAGGCAGUUACUAUACCUACCUACCUCAUAUCAGAUUCGAUUGAUAGAAUGGUUGCUUAGACUGUUACUAGGAUAGUACUUACCUUGGCGGAGGGAUUACGGACCGGGCAAAAUGGUGUUACGCGGCCCGGACAACUGAACUGUAAUCAACCCUAGGAUAAUAUGAUGGACUUCAUAUUUGCAGUGAAGGACCCACUACAAUGGCAUCAGACUAAUUUGGCUCUUAACCCCAAACAUUAUUCAGCUUUACGAUAUGGAGGUCACCACCUGAUAACCAACAUUCAAGACAACUGGGGAGCUCAUGUUUACUUCAACACACUAGUUCCUACCCAUGAAGGAGUAAUUAAGUAUGGAGUAGUAUCAAGACAAAAUUUGAUUACUGAUUUGCUUGACUGGGAUACCCUUUAUGUGGCAGGUCGUUUGCACAAGCCUGUGCUAAUGCUUUACCAAGAUCCUGAUGACGACGAACUCAAGAAUGCUUUGAAAAUAAAUGUUUAUGCAGCACUUCAUGCCGCUUUGCUUAUGUUGCCUGAAUCCUUCAGUGAAGAACAGCUUUUUAAGAUGUUAGCUGGAUUAUCAUACACAGGAGAUUUUCGAAUGCUUGUUGGAGAAGAUCAAAACAAGGUGUAUAAUAUUGUUAGAGCACAAACACAAGAAUUUAGAAAAUUGUAUAGCCCAAUAUUAAGUGAGCUGGACGAGUAUGUAAUUGUGGAUCACUUUAAAGGCAUGGGUGAACAAGAUACUUCCCCUCCAGCAAGACUUUAUCAUCUAUCUAUGUUACCAAAAAAAUUGCAGUUAAUGAUUAUCAAAGAAUGGAAUAGAGAUGGAAGAAGUAGAGACUUAGAAGAUGUCCUUCGAGCAGCUGCACAUGAUCCAGAUAGUGCCGAUGUUAUAGUCAAAGGUAUUCAAGACAUAGUGCAAAAGUCCAGUCUCACCCAAAGCAUAAAAGGAAUUAUUACAGCCGGGGUCAUCAAGUCGGUCAGAUAUUCCUUUUCAAAGCUGAAGAAGAUGUGGAAGAGUUUGAGGAGAUGAUCAGAUUGCAACAUAGUUCUUUUAUAUCAUAAUCUGUAUGGUGCUAGUUAAAAGAAAUAAAUUCCAACAAUCAUGUCUUGCAUUGGAGCUUGCCAUUGGAACCAAGAUUGUGGGUUUAAUGUGCAGUUAAGUAAAACUUGCUUUUGGCCCAUACCUUUUGAACUUGGCAUUCAUCAGCUGGAAUCUAAUGACUUUUCACCUGGAAGCUUUCUUUAAUAAGCAAAGGUGGAAGGGGUACAGAACCAUUCUCACAGACCAAGAGUAUGAUGCCCACUUGCAAAGUUUUAGCUGAAGGGCAAGGCUAACAGUAGGACAUGUGCAUAGCCUUGGAAGGGAGCUGAACCUCUGAAGACAAGCCAGUGCUUCUUCCAAAGCAAACUCAGGUAGCUUGUUAGGUAGGGUGAUGAUGUACCAGGAGAACACAUAUAGAAGAACCCAAAUGUUUCUGAUUAAACCUUAAUGGCACUCCUUGUAGUACAGAGCUCGCACUGCUGGGAAAGCAGGAAAAUAAAUUAGACUAUGAAAGAGAACCUGUGCUGAAAAAGAGAUACGUUAGCAGCCAAGUUGAGAAUCAAAAGAACCUUAUACUUAGACGUACAGCUACCCAAAGAGGUGAGCCCCAUCUGCAAACACUCAUGACAGAAGUAGCAAAGUAAGAUUAUCUCAACUCCAUGAGAAAAAAAAUUAUAGCAUCUAUGAGAAACCUACAAUGACUGCUUUCAGAGCAGGACCUGGUCACAACAGUGCUAACUGGGAGUUGAAAACCAGUGAAAGAACAGCUACUGCUGCAAAGGAGCUUAGAAGCUGAUGCCAGUGAAGAGAACGAGAUCUCUUCAAAUAGCUAAUCUGACAGUAGUAGAGGACUGCUACCUAGAGAGGGCAUGGAAGGGUCAUAAGGUUGUAGCUCAUAAUGCAGUAACUAGAAUAAUAAUGUCUGUCUAUCACAAAAAACCACAUCAUCAACCAAGAGUGAAAAAAAUACCCUAUCCCUAGCAGAAGCAAGAGGAGACAGAAAGAAAGGCAGUCCCACAGAGCUUCAGCAGACUUGAAGCCAAUUUACCAUUUACCUCAAAUACAGUAAAGACCAACCUCAUGCCAACCAUCUAAUAGGGUAAGGACUGAAAGAGAAGGAACUCUACACCAGCAUUCUACAGUACAAGUUAGGUAAAGCAAGUUGGAGAAGAGCAUCCCUGGAUCAUCCAAAAGAGUUUCAUGAUGAAAUGAUUUUCAUAAAAACUUACCCAGUUACAUUGUAAAUACAUGGUAUUCAGAAUAAUAAAUAAUCCUAUGCAUAAAU